AUCGACUUGGCUUUCGACGAGCGCGAUGCCAAAUUGACGUCAAGCAAUAUGGCAUCUGCUUCGCUGUCAUUAACAUCCCCCACUGGUAAAUCACCAUGUCCCCGUCGCGCCCAUCAUCUUCACAUCCCGGGUCAACACACUCGUCGGUAUCUGGAUCCUCCUCCACCGAAAACAUGACUUCCCGCGCCAGACCCAUCAAACGGCGCCCACGGCCUGCGGAGAGAGAAGACUACAACCCCACAUAUCUGCCGUGGAAGAAGCGCUUAGACCAUUUCACCUGGUCAUGGUUUGAAUGCACCAUGUCAACCGGCGCCAUCGCGACACUUCUUGGCCAACAACCAUACAGCUUCCACGGACUGAAGACCAUUGGAAAGAUUUUCUUCAUAUUGGACAUUGUCCUGUUCCUCGCGUUCAGCGCCUGCAUCACAUACCGCUUCAUUCACAACCGCGGUUCUCUCAAGCUCAGUCUGCAUCAUCCUCACGAAAGCUUCUUCUUCGGAGCCUUCUUUGUCUCUAUUGCGCUCAUCAUCUAUUGUAUUGAACUUUACGGCGUACCAUCCAGUGGACCAUGGCUUGUCAAGACAUUGGAGAUACUGUUCUGGCUGUACGCAGCAAUCGUCAUCCUGGUCGCUGUCUUCCAGUACCAUGUCAUAUUCGACCGACGUGAGCUUCCCGUUAAGGAUGCGAUGCCCGCUUGGAUUCUGCCGGUAUACCCAUUCCUUGUCUUGGGAGUCUUAGGCAGCACACUACUGAAGAGUCAGCCACCUGGCCCUGGUUUCAACAUCUUUAUUGGCAGCGUCACUUUCCAGGGCCUAGGCUGGACCAUCGCAUUCCUGAUGCUUUCGCUCUACUUCACACGUCUGGUCAACAGCAACUUACCUGAAAUACCCAAACGCCCUGGCAUGUACGUUGCUGUUGGCCCAGCUGCAUAUACCGCCAAUGCUUGCAUCGCGCUUGGCUUGCAGGCACCAAAACAUGUCCCUGAGAAUCUGUUGGGAAUUACUUCCUUCCCUGUUGGCGAUGCUUUCAAAGCUUUCGGGUUCAUCAUGGGCGUCUUCCUGUGGCUGAUCUCCUUCUGGUUCAGCGCCAUCGCUACCAUCAGCAUUGUCAUCAGCGCCAAGGAAUCGCACUUCACGCUGAAUCAUUGGGGCUUCAUUUUCCCGAAUGCCGGGAUGACGAUCGCGCUUAUUUAUAUCGCCAACGCGCUGAACAGCCCAGGGAUCAAGGGAGUGUGUAGUGCAGCAACUAUCAUCUUGGUCAUGCUAUGGAUCUGGGUGGCUGUGCUUAAUGUCAAAGGCGUACUGCAGAGGAAAGUGUUAUGGCCAGGUAUGGAUGAAGACAUGGAAGAUAUUGAAGGUCACGGUCACAAGCCGGGCUCGGACCAAGAAGACGGUGACGGGGAAGUAUAGGAAGCUGUACCUGUCAAAGUAUGAUGAAGUCUAUUGAAAGAAAUGUAUAGUAAUGUUAUUAAUGGAAUUGUUGAC
Alternaria alternata is the source of this 1484-nucleotide messenger RNA. RefSeq lists its product as hypothetical. The record is from RefSeq and is a predicted model, not a curated record. NCBI's taxonomy places the organism in Eukaryota, Fungi, Ascomycota, Dothideomycetes, Pleosporales, Pleosporaceae. Gene Ontology annotation, molecular function: malate transmembrane transporter activity. Gene Ontology annotation, biological process: malate transmembrane transport. The coding region runs from base 174 to 1409 and encodes 411 amino acids. The transcript has a single exon. Gene Ontology annotation, cellular component: membrane.